This is a messenger RNA of Phycomyces blakesleeanus NRRL 1555(-), 1116 nucleotides long. RefSeq lists its product as hypothetical. The record is from RefSeq and is a predicted model, not a curated record. Bases 1 to 1116 code for a protein of 371 amino acids. The transcript has 7 exons. Gene Ontology annotation, molecular function: zinc ion binding; ubiquitin protein ligase activity. Gene Ontology annotation, cellular component: cytoplasm. Lineage: Eukaryota; Fungi; Mucoromycota; Mucoromycetes; Mucorales; Phycomycetaceae.
AUGAGUUUGCCUUGUUCACCUACACUCAAGUCGUCAGAUGACACAAUAACCGCUGUAGAUUUCAUCAGCCAACAGACAAUAUUGGAACAAGAUGCCAGAGAAGCACUUCCUGGAAAUUUCGAAACAUGCACAUUUGACAUGGGUUACAUUCGCCAGAAUGUAUACGCUUGCAAGACAUGUAAUGGCUCAGAACCAGCUGGAAUGUGCUAUAGCUGCUCAAUGACCUGUCACAAUGGUCAUGAUAUUCUUGAACUGUUUCCCAAACGUCAUUUUCGAUGCGACUGUGGUACACCAAGUAAACUUAACGGACAUCCUUGUUCUCUUUCCAAAGGCACGCCAAAAGAGAAAAAGACUGUCAAUGAAGAAAACAAGUACAACCACAACUUUUACGGAAAAUACUGCAGAUGUGAUGAAUUGUAUGAUCCAGACAGAGAAGACGAUGUUAUGUACCAGUGUGUAGUUUGCGAAGACUGGUUCCACCAACGUUGCAUUGGCGAAAUACCAGAUUUUGCUGCAGACUUUGAAAGUUAUAUCUGUCGUGGAUGUACAGCCAAGCACCCUUUUCUUAUCCAAGACACUCCUUACUGUACCGUUGGAUUAUCGAAAGACAACCAAAAAAUCCAUGAAUGGAUGCCUACAAAGGAAAAUAUUGAAGUUGUCUCGGUAGAAGAGUCAGUUGGACAGCAGAAAAGAAAGGCUGAUACUAUCAUCGAUACAGAUCCUAAGAAAAGAAAGACAGACAAAUUUGAUUGCAAAAUGCGCUCCUAUGAAAGUCAAGUAGAGCUCUUUCUGGCUUCUGGUUGGAGAUCCGGUCUCUGCUCAUGUAACAAGUGCGAGGAAAAUUAUCAGACAAAUGAAUUAGGAUACCUAAAAGAAGAGGAGAAAGUAUAUGAACCUGAAGAUGACGAUGAUACCGGGAAAUCGUUAUUGGAGGCUGGAAUGGAACAUUUUCAGCGCAUGGAUCGUGUCCAGGCUGUCGAGAGUGCUCUUGCCUAUAAUGCAUUUGCAGGCGAGCUCAAACAAUACCUUAAGAAGUUUCAAGAAGCAGGAGAGGUGGUAAAAAAAGAAGAUAUCCUUGCCUUCUUUGCUGAAAAACGCAGGGUCGAGGAACAUUAA